GCAGAUUAUUUGGCCCGUCUUCACAAGAAAACGAUGCUUCUUCCUGAGUUUAACGUGACGGUGAAUGGCUGCUGUGGCUCCUGCUGCUGCUUCUCUAUGAAACAUCGCUGCGUCCUUUGUGCCCGGUGUGUGAGCGCCGCUCCGCCUGAUUGGUCGCUCAUGUGGCGGCGGCUGUGAAUGCGGCGUCCCCGCGUUGCAGCUCUGCAGCUCCUCCACCACCACACAGCGGAGCGGCCACGUAGGACAAGGAGACAGAAAGAGAGACAGAGAGAGAGCGAGCGAGCGAGAGGGGGAGGGCAUGCUAGGCUACCUUAAACGAUAGAUACCCACUACGGAGGAAUGGACAGUUGAUGUUAACACAUCGAGAAGAACACAUUUAAGAAUGAAAAUGCCCUCUUCGUCGGGGGUGGUCGCGCUGGUCUGGGUCGCCGGUCUUCUUUUUAUCACGCAGCCUUUACCCACCGCGGCGUGGGACUUGGACCUGGAGCUCUUCGACCUGGUGGAGGAAAUUCCGCAGACCUUUUACGAGUUCAUGUCUGUUAGCCAAGAUGCAACGUCAUCUGAGAUCAAGAAGGCCUACAGAAGACUGUCCCUCAUCCUGCACCCUGAUAAAAACAAAGAUGAAAACGCUGAAACCCAGUUCAGACAGCUCGUUGCCAUCUAUGAGGUUCUUAAGGAUGAAGAACGGAGACAGCGGUAUGAUGACAUUCUGGUUAAUGGGCUGCCUGACUGGAGGCAGCCUAUGUUCUACUACCGUCGCGUGAGGAAGAUGAGUAAUGGAGAGCUGGGCUUCCUCCUGUUCCUCAUCCUCACAGUGGGCCACUACGCUGUAAUCUGGUCCAUCUAUCUGGAAAAGCAGCUGGAUGAACUUCUUAGCAAGAAGAAGAAAGAGAAGAAGAAGAAGCAAAGCAGCAAGGUAGUUGAGGAAGUGAAGACCACUGGACAAGAGAAAAAUGAGAGAUCAGAUAAGCCGCACUGGCAUGAUAUUUUACCUCUCAAAUUGAGCAUCUGGCUGUACUACUCUUUGAAGUCUCUCCCACAUGUCAUACAGGACGUGAAGCAGUACUACAAAGAUUACAAAGAAAUGAAAGUGAAGGAGAAAGAAGAAGCAGAAGCACUAGCAGAGCAAGAAAGUCAGCAAAGAGAGAAACGUCCAAAGGUAAAGAAACCCAAGAUGGAGUUUCCAGUUUAUGAGCCCAGUGAGGCAGCUUAUGUACCUGCAUAUGACCAGGGAACGUCGAUCGAGGACAUUGAGGAUCAAAUGGAUGAUUGGCUGGAGGAUAGGAAACAGCAGAAAAAAAAAACUCCGGGGUGGACAGAAGAGGACGUCAGCUUACUAACUCGCAACAUGGCAAAGUUCCCCGGAGGGACACCAGGCCGGUGGGAGAAGAUUGCCCAUGAACUGGGCAGAUCUGUCACUGAAGUUACAGCCAAAGUGAAACAGAUCAAAGAAGGCGUCUCCAGCACACCAGGGCUGGUAAAGUUCUCAGAGCUGAAGAGCUGUGCGACGGUUGGUAAAGGCUCUGUUCCAGACAGUCUGAUGACCCAACGGGAGGAGCUCGAGUCACCGGCACCCUCGGAGCCCGAUGCUGAGGGAGACUCUGAGAACCGGACCAUAAGGAGGAGAGCCAAGAAAUCAGCAGCAGGGCCUGCUGGGGCAGGAGAGGAGCGGGUGAAAGGGCGCAGGCAGAAAGACUUUGACCCCACGGCUGUGGACGAGGACAGCGAAGAUGAGAAAAAGUCCUCACCCGCAGCACCACCCAAAGAGAAGCCCAGCGCUUCUGAUGACGUUUGGACCCAGAACCAGCAGAGGCUCCUGGAACUUGCCCUGCAGCAGUACCCACGAGGCACGGCUGAACGGUGGGACCGGAUCGCUAAAGUGGUGCCUGGGAAAAGCAAGGAGGAGUGUAUGAUCCGCUACAAGCUGCUCGCAGAGCUGGUGCAGAGACGGAAACAAGCAAAGAGCUGACGCUCCGGUCCUCCCAGCCCUUCCUUCUAUACCUUCAUCUCUCUGUCAUGUGCCUUAGCUUUGCCAAAAUCAUGCUGUAUGUCGGCCCAGUCAGCUGUACUGCUGCCUGGCGUGUUCUGCAGUACCUGGACAUAUCAGUAUUGGAAAUAUCCAUCUAUGACCUGUAUUAUUUGAAACAGCAGAUGUGCUGAAAAUCAGAUAAUUUAUUUAUUUUAAAUCGUUCUGUGCUGCAGUCUCCAUCGCGAACGUCCCGGAACGCCUUGCAGUCUCUGUUUUCAGAGACCCAGUAUGUUGUUCUGUUUAUCCGUUUGUCACAUUAUAAUGAACCAUAAAGCAUCGUCUACAACUGAUUUAUAGUGGGGUCAUAGCGUCUGUUACGUUGCAGAGUGAACAGAACAGUUUAGCACACAAACAAUAAUAGUACGGUCACUUCCUGAAUGAGGAGAUCUGUAGAGAAAUACUCAGAAUUAAGUAACAGAAUUAAGGAGAAAAUAGGACAAACAAGUUUUCUCAAAAAAUUAGCUGUGUACUCCUGCCUUUUGUUAAAUCGCCCCAGGUUCUGCUAAUAUAAAAAAAAGGCAUAAAAGUUCCUAAAGCUGGACGUUUCUAUAUUCAGGAGUGUAAAAUACAGUGAACAAUUAACGCUUUACCGCCAGUUAUAUGAAUAUUCCAGCUGAACAGCUUUCAGAGGAGCAGUCACUGAAAUACUGAGGUCUUGCGCAUCAGUGUCAGUAUUUAGCAACAAGAAUUAUGCUUCAUAUCUUGUACCAGAUGUCAGGCAGCGUAUUAGUGACCAUAUUGUGUAAAAGUGUUCUAUAGAACUGAGCAUAUCAUAUCAAGCCUCUUUAAUUGAUGUCUACGUCUUAAACAUUUAAUAAUACAAAACCUUUAUUCCGUUUUUAUUCAGUUUUUAAUUAUACAGAAACCUUAAAGAAGGUGGAACCUUUACCCAUAAGUUUAUGCACUUUUAAGAUUUGAAAAUGUUCACAAGAUUACGCAACAUGGUUCUUCGAGGGUUCUUUAGUAAAGAAAAUUGUUUUAUAUGGACCCACGAACACCCUGAGAACCUUUUACAUGAUUAAAGGGUUCUUUGCAUUGAGAAUGUGUUCUUCAGAUAGAUAGUGUUGUAGAUGAUACUAUAUAGACCCUCUUUGAAAAGGAUUCUGUCUAGCACCAAAAAGGUUCGUCUGUUGUUAAAAGCUUGGCAUCGUAACAAAAGCAGAACUUUUUUUUACUUCUAUAUAAAACCACUUUUAAAAAUGUAUAUUAAAAAAAUAUCAUAACAUGUAUUCCAUCAAUUUGAAGAACGCUUUCACGAUGCAAAGAACCCUUUAAUUAUGUUCAUGGUUGUAUAGAGGACCAUUUUCUUUAAUAAAGUACCCUUGAAGAACCAUCAAAUGUACUGAGACUAGAGGUGGGUGUUACUGGUUUAAAUUAUAUUCUUUGAGAAUAAAAAAAAAAAUCUUGUGGCUUUUCAUGUAGUCUGUAAAUUUAUAGAUUUUGAUGUUGGAGGAUUAUGGACCACCUUAUAUUCGACACUUGAUGCACUAUGUCCAAAAGUAUCCAGACAGCUCUUCUCAUGAGUUCAGCUACUUUAAGGUGCACCAUCUGCUGACACACAGUUUGUAUAAUCUCUAUAGAGAAGACUAACCAAUGGAAUAGCAGCUACAUAAGGUCACCAAUCUUCUCCUGAAGACAUCCGUUAUCUGCUUGGCUUUGACAUUGUUGGCGAGACUGUUUACUCCCGGCAGAGGGCAGUAUAUUGUUUCCUAUCCUGUUCCUUGGUAGAACAUAUAUUUAGUUGACUAAUACACUGCUGGUCAAUGAAAUAGCAUCACUGGACCAAAAUUAUGUGUGAGUUACACCUUAUUGGUAUAAAUGUUGGCUGCAAAGAGAAGCUUCAUGACACCUCAUUAAGUGUUUGCCUAUAGUCAGUGUUCUCUUAGAACAGUGUGACCUACUGUGAACUACACAACUGAACAAUGUUUUACUGUGUAGCUAAACACGUUCAGGAUUUCUGUUGUUUUUAUUUAUAAGCAUACAGUUGGGUCCAUGAGAAUUUGGACUGUGAAACAAUUUUUGUAGUUGUACAUCUGUACACCAUCACAGUGGAUUUGAAAUGAAUCAAUCAAGAUGUCAUUGAAGUGUAGACUUCCAGCUUUAAUUCAAGGGGUUUAACAAAAAUAUUGCAUUAACCUUUUAGGAAUUACAGCCAUUUUUAUACAGUCCUUCUGUUUUCGAAGGCUCAAACGUAAUUGGGCAGACCAAGAUCAUAAAUACCAAAGGAAAUACAAGGAUGCAAAUCCUUUAAAGUCACUGAACUGUUGAGUUCCCUCUGAAGAGAUGCUUUUCAAAGCAUUUACGGCAGCCACCUUCAGUUGCUGCUUAUUUGUGGGUCUUUCUGCCUUUGGUAAGUGAAAAGCAUGCUCAGUGGGGUUGAGGUCGGCUAUUUAAGAACAUCGCCUUUCUUUGCUUUAAGAAGCUCUUGAGUUGCUUUUGUGGUAUGUUUUGGGUCAUUGUCCAUCUAUACUGUGAACUGCCGUCCUGUCAGUUUACAGCAUUUGACUGAAUCUGAGCUACAGCUCUAUGCACUUCAGAAUUCAUCCUGUCACAUCCAUCAGCAGUCACGUCGUCAGUAAACACCAGUGACUCAUUUCCAUUGGAAGCUAUAUGUGCCCAUGCCAUAGCACUACCUCCACCAUGUUUCACAGAUGAUGUGGUAUGCUUUGGAUCAUGAGCCAUUCCUUUCCUUCUCCACACUCUUGUCCUCCCAUCAUUCUGGAAUAACUCAGUCUUGGUUUCAUUUGUUCCAAGAAUCUUGUUCCAGGUCUUUUGGUGUUGUUGAGCUCAGCAAUGCAAUUCUCCUUUUAAAGAUUGUGCCAAAUCAUUGAUUUUUUUCAGCCUAAUGAUGGCUCCCUUCACUUGCACUGACACCUCUUUAGACCAGCCCUUUAAGAGUUCCCAAGAAAAGCUACUUCAUGCAUAUUCACCACUAGAAAUCAACUUUUAUUUCCUUAAUGUCUCAUGAAAUAACAAGGGAACAGGCUACAACUGCUUAUCAAUCAACUGUCCAAUUACUUUUGAGCCUGUAAAAAAGGAGGGAUUAUGCAAAAAUGGCUGUAAUUCCAUAACAGUUCAUGCAAUAUUGUUGUUAAACCUCUUGAACGAACGCUGAAGGAACUUUAUACAUUACUGCUGUAUGUAUGAGCACUGAUGAUCUUUAGGCUGUGGCCUGUUAUCAGUGUAGACAGCUGAGCCCUUCCGUUUGUCAAAUGUGAAAUUUUCACACCUCCAUAAAUAGUCGUACCACU
Molecule: messenger RNA, 5280 nt
Organism: Pygocentrus nattereri (red-bellied piranha)
Lineage: Eukaryota; Metazoa; Chordata; Actinopteri; Characiformes; Serrasalmidae
Gene: dnajc1
Product: DnaJ (Hsp40) homolog, subfamily C, member 1
Exons: 12
Coding region: 383-1969 (528 amino acids)
Cellular component (GO): endomembrane system
Source: RefSeq, a predicted model, not a curated record